AUGGAGAGCUGGGUUCUGGUGCCCUCAAGCGGCUCAAGCGGCGCUUUUGUGCAGGUUGGGUCUCCGGCAGCAUCUCAGAACCCACCGACCAGACAUGGAGCUGGAGCCUCCAGCGGCUACAAGGAUCUGCGAGGUCCUGUGCUUGCUGCUGGUGCCCUAGUGGCAGUGGCGCAGCAGCUGCGAAAGGUUCGUGUAGCACGGCGUUUCCGUGAUGAGGAGAGGAGGGUGCAGACGGACAGCAUGCUUGAUUGGUCAGCGGUCAGCAAGUCGAUGUCCCAGAUGACGCCGGCACAGGAGGAGCGAUCUGCCCCAGCCGAGAUGACCUUUAAAGGGCAAGGCUGGAGCAAGUUCCAUCCCGUGCGCACGUCAGCGCGGACUUCAGGAAAGUUGAAUGCAGAGCUGGCCAAUGGUCGCCUGGCUCUCCUCUCAGCUGAGCGCAGCACGAGUGCUAUAAAAGCACGUGCUGUGCCGGAUGCAGAGGACACGCUUGAACGAAAAAAGUUUGAUUUGAAGCAGCUACCGAGCGACGAGGGCUACGGUUGGGAUCCUGAGGAGGUUGAUGCAGAGAAGCCGUUUGAUCCCUCAGAGGAAAGGAUUGGCAUCACCGAGCCACUCGGCUACUUUGACCCCUUGGGCUUUGCGAAGCUUGGGGACUACGAAGGGUUUCGCUUCAAGCGAGCGGCCGAGCUGAAGCAUGGCCGUGUGUGCAUGCUAGCUGCGGUGGGCUUCGUUGUCCAACACUAUGUGCGAUUGCCUGGCUUCGACCUGGCAGGGACGGACUGGGGCAGUCAGUUCAAUACCAUCGUCACGAUUCCAGCCCUCUACCAGUUUACCGUCUUAAUGAUCAUUAUCCUCUUCCUUGAGCUCAGCAUAUGGGCACAGGAGGAAGACAAGGAGCCUGGCAACUUCGGGGAUCCGUUGGGCCUGGGCAUGUACGACGAAGAAAUGCGGAACCGAGAGCUGAACAAUGGGCGAUUUGCCAUGUUCGCUACGAUUGGGAUCAUUGCCGCCCAGAACUUCACUGGAAAGGAUGCCAUCGAGCAGUUGGGUUUGGCCUGA
This is a messenger RNA of Durusdinium trenchii, 1059 nucleotides long. The record is from the annotation of a GenBank genome assembly. Lineage: Eukaryota; Dinophyceae; Suessiales; Symbiodiniaceae.